AUGUCUGGUUCUUUGUCGGUUAUAUACAGAAGGAGCUUGUCAAUUGUCGCUGCCUUACCCCUAUCAUCCUAUCCAGCUUCAAAGACAGCAUUCACACCUUUGGAGUUUCACGCCGCUGAUCGAUCAUCUGCGUCACAUUCCUUAACUCCGCAUCGCCCGCAUCUUCAGAGGUUCCAAUCGCCUCGUUUCCCAUUCUCUGCUGCCUUGCCAGCAUCAAGGAGCUUUCGGGCAACCUCAUACUUCCCGAGCAGCCUUCACUUCCGUUCGCACCACUUCCGCACCUCAGAUUGCUUCACCAUGGACGGCAAGGGCGAUCUGGGCGCAAAGCGCAAGCUUAGCACGGCGGCCGUUGCUUCCGAUUAUCCCAACAAGCAACUCAGACCAGACGCAGCAGUUUUGACUCCAAGCGACGCAACCCCCGCAAACGGAACUGUCUAUGAUGUCGAGGAGGAGAUGGAUGAAGCACCCUCGCCAGUUGCCAUGCCCGCUACAACAGACUCGCCUGAAUGGCAGGCUACCAUUGAGAAGGUUGUGAAAAGCGCUGUCUCCAUUCACUUCUGCCAAACCUGUUCGUUUGACACAGAGUUAUCGAUGUCCAGUCAAGCUACUGGUUUUGUGGUGGAUGCAGAGCGUGGGUACAUCUUGACCAACCGUCAUGUCGUCGGCUCCGGUCCUUUCUGGGGAUAUUGUAUCUUCGACAACCAUGAGGAGUGCGACGUCAAGCCUGUAUACCGGGACCCCGUUCACGAUUUCGGUAUUCUGAAGUUCGACCCCGCCAAAAUUCGAUAUAUGGAAGUCACCGAGCUCAAACUUCAGCCAGAUGGAGCGCGAGUUGGCACAGAGAUUCGUGUCGUGGGUAAUGAUGCUGGAGAAAAGCUGAGCAUUCUCUCCGGCGUGAUCAGUCGACUGGACCGAAAUGCACCCGAAUAUGGAGAGGGCUAUUGUGACUUCAACACAAACUAUAUUCAGGCUGCCGCUGCAGCUAGUGGUGGAAGUUCAGGAAGUCCCGUCGUUAACCUCGCUGGUCAUGCGGUUGCUUUGCAGGCUGGAGGUCGAGCUGAUGGAGCUGCGACAGACUACUUUUUGCCGUUGGACCGUCCCCUUCGUGCGCUGGAGUGCAUCCGCCAAGGCAAGCCUGUCACCCGUGGUACAAUUCAGACUCAGUGGGUCUUGAGGCCUUUCGACGAGUGUCGCCGUCUUGGUCUCACGCCGGAGUGGGAGGCUGCUGUGCGUGAGGCUGCGCCUACUGAAACAAACAUGCUUGCCGCAGAGAUUAUUCUUCCAGAAGGUCCUGCAGAUGGUAAGUUGUUGGAAGGUGACGUACUUAUCAAGGUGAACGGAAAGCUUCUUACACAGUUUGUCAACCUCGACGAUAUCCUCGAUUCGAGCGUCGGCGAGACUAUCAAGUUGCUGGUUCAGAGAGGUGGCCAAGACGUUGAAGUUGAAUGUCAGGUAGGAAACCUUCACGAUAUCACCCCUGACCGUUUCGUCACCGUGGCUGGCGCCACUUUCCAUGACUUGUCAUACCAGCAGUCACGUCUAUAUGCCAUUGCCACUCGCGGAGUCUACGUCUGUGAAUCGGCAGGCUCCUUCAAGCUGGAGAACACUGUGGCGGGUUGGAUUAUCGAUUCAAUCGACAAGAAGCCGGUUCGCAACCUCAAGGAGUUCGUAGAAGUCAUGAAGUUGAUCCCUGAUCGCGCUCGCGUGGUGAUCUCCUAUCGCCAUAUCCGCGAUCUUCACACUAAAGGAACCAGCAUCGUCCACGUCGACCGUCACUGGCAUCCCAAGAUGCGCUUGGCGGUCCGUAACGAUGAGACUGGUGUCUGGGAUUUCUCCGACAUCGCUGACCCCAUUCCCGCUAUACCUCCGGUCCCAAGGGAGGCCAACUUUAUUCAGUUAGAUGGCAUCAACCAGCCUGCCGCGGCCGAGAUUGUCCGCAGCUUUGUGCGAGUGGGUUGCGUCAUGCCAUUGAAGCUGGAUGGAUAUCCGCAGUCAAAAAAGACAGGAUUUGGACUGGUCAUUGAUGCUGAGAAGGGUCUAGUGGUAGUAUCACGAGCCAUUGUGCCGUAUGAUCUUUGCGACAUCAGCAUCACUGUGGCCGACUCGAUCCUCGUCAGUGCUAAGGUGGUGUUCCUGCACCCGCUUCAGAACUACUGCAUCAUUCAAUACGACCCAGCCCUUGUCAAGGCCCCGGUCAAGAGCGCCAAGCUCAGCACCGACUAUGUUAAGCAAGGCCAGGACACGAUAUUCGUCGGUUUCAAUCAAAACCAUCGCAUCGUCGUCGCCAAAACCACUGUCACUGACAUCACAACUGUGUCGAUCCCCGCCAACUCAGCUGCCCCUCGUUACCGCGCGAUCAACCUGGAUGCUGUCACUGUUGAUACUGGGCUCAGCGCUCAGUGCUCGAACGGUGUGCUCAUCGGCGAGGAUGGCGUGGUUCAGGCCUUGUGGUUGAACUACCUCGGCGAGCGCUCUGCCAGCUCUCACAAGGAUAUCGAAUACCACCUUGGUCUCUCCACCCCGUACCUACUUCCCGUCAUCUCCAAGAUCCAGCAGGGAGAGGUACCCUCCUUACGAAUCCUGAACAUGGAGAGCUACGUUGUGCAGAUGAGUCAGGCUCGCAUCAUGGGCGUCUCGCAGGAGUGGAUUAACAAAGUCACGGAGGCCAACUCGGCGCGACACCAGCUAUUCAUGGUGCGCAAGGUUGACAGCCCUCCGGCAGGCGUCACUCCUGACCCCAGCACCAGCUUCCAAGAAGCUGAUAUCAUCCUCACACUGGAUGGCCAGCUCAUCACUCGCGUUUCCGAGCUGGAUGUCAUGUAUGAAAAGCAACACUUGGAUGCGCUGGUCGUGCGAAACGGCGAGGAAGUCCGCAUCCGCGUCCCUACGGUGCCGACUCGGGAUAUCGAGACGGACCGUGCCCUUGCCUUCUGUGGUGCUGUCCUGCAGAAGCCACACCAUGCCGUUCGACAGCAGAUCUCCAAGGUCCACAGUGAGAUCUACGUCAGCGCGAGAAGCCGUGGUUCCCCCGCUUACCAUUACGGUCUUGCACCCACCAACUUCCUCACUGCUGUCAACAGCGUCUCGACUCCAGACCUGGACAGCUUCAUCCGCGAAGUCCGCAAAAUCCCGGAUAACGAAUACUUCCGAAUUCGCGCCGUCACCUUCGAUAACGUCCCCUGGGUUGUUACCAUGAAGAAGAACGACCACUACUUCCCUAUGUCCGAAUAUGUCAAAGACCCCACAACCUCAUCCGGCUGGCGCACCAUCUCCUACGAGACUCAGGUCGGUGUGGCGCCCGAUGCCGUCAACCUCAACCCCGAUGCCAUGGAUGAGGGUGCGGAGCAUGGAGGCAGUGACAUCGAGCCGGAAUGUGACUAA
Messenger RNA from Penicillium bovifimosum, 3381 nucleotides. Its product is annotated as putative nuclear serine protease HtrA2/Nma111. Gene Ontology annotation, biological process: proteolysis. Lineage: Eukaryota; Fungi; Ascomycota; Eurotiomycetes; Eurotiales; Aspergillaceae. Gene Ontology annotation, molecular function: serine-type endopeptidase activity; protein binding. The transcript is spliced from 4 exons. The coding region runs from base 1 to 3381 and encodes 1126 amino acids. The record is from RefSeq and is a predicted model, not a curated record.